AUCGGCGUCUCGCGUACGCGCCGUGUGAGCGCCGCGACGCGCGAUUCAACCUCUAGUAUCGCACUGACGCGCGUGCUGUUUCCUUCGUCACCGAGCAGCUUGUAUUUAUAUUUACACUCGUAGUUCUAUCCGGAUUUUUUUUAUCAAUUAUUAUUCAACAUUAACAAUAGUGUUAUUUGACAAUAGUAUUUAAUUGUCUUGUUUUGUGAAUUUUUUUGUUGGUUCCAUAAAAAAAAAAAAAAAAAGAACAUUUAUUCCAUUGUGAUAUUUUAUUCCGAUGCUGACUAAUUACUUGGAUUUGGUAAAUGAAUAACUAUUGAAAGCUGUUGGCUGCUUUGAUCUCCGUUUUUUCCAAAAACAAAGAUUUGAGUGAAUAGCUGGGAUGUAAUCCCAGAAAAUGACCCGAGGCACAUUAUUAGUCACAGCACAACUUCCGUUUACCUACAACUGAAAAAAUUGCAAGAGAACUGUCGAAUAUUCGCCCUUUCAUCGAACAAAAAAAAAGACCUCAAUACAGUGGUAAAAAACUGAAGCCGAUAAAUCAAUAAAAUAAUAAUCAUCAGUAGAAUUUGAUGUGCUUAAAAAAUUGCAAUGGAAAAAAAAUUAGCACGUGAGAUGUUUUAUUGCGAUAAAAAAUCAAAAACGAUGCCUCUGUACUGAUCAGCUGGACAAAGAUUCCAAAAUUACAAAUUGAAGAUGGAAAAAAUUUAUUUUUCAACGGCCUACCCGCCGGUAAAUUUAACUCCUUGGAACGAGGUCUGGAUUAGCGAUUUUGAUAACAUCACUUAUGAUAAUGUUACGGAUAUAGAUAGCAACAAAUUUACACUGCCGCUAUGGCGUCAAAUUUUAUGGUAUUGUUUGUUUGUGAGCAUGAUUAUCGUCGCAACUGGUGGAAAUUUGAUAGUUAUAUGGAUCGUGUUGGUGCAUAAACGUAUGAAAUCGGUGACAAACAUAUUUCUGGUUAAUUUGAGCAUCGCUGAUACUUUAGUGUCAAUGCUCAAUGUUACCUUCAAUUUUUAUUACAUGUUACACAGCCACUGGACAUUCGGGAAUUUGUACUGCAAAGUCAGCCAAUUUAUUUCUGUUGUCACUAUCUGCGCCAGUGUUUUCACGCUCAUGGCUAUCUCUAUUGACCGGUACAGAGCGAUAAUAAAGCCGCUGCGCCAGAAGAUGAGUCGCCGUACAACUUUGAUGGUUGCGUUAAUAAUAUGGGUAGUUUCAUCGAUACUAUCGCUACCAAAUUUGAUUUUUUUCAAUAUAUACACUGUCACUUUUCCCAAUGGCGACGUCAGAUUGGUUUGCUACGGCGAUUGGCCCAAUAAGGAUGAUAAUCAAUUCAGCCUCACAGAAUACAUAUAUAAUGUUUUGUUUAUGGUGCUGACAUAUUUUUUGCCAAUCGGAUCGAUGACUUAUACGUACGCAAGAAUUGGACUUGAAUUAUGGGGCUCACAGAGUAUUGGUGAAAUUACUCAUAAUCAAUUAGAAAGUAUCAAGGGUAAACGACGAGUCGUGAAAAUGAUGAUCGUAAUCGUAUCAAUAUUUGCAGUCUGUUGGCUACCAUUUCACGUUUACUUCAUUGUUGUAUCUUCCGUACCAGAGGUAACCAACGAACCAUACAUCCAAGAAGUUUACUUAGCCAUCUACUGGUUAGCAAUGUCUAACAGCAUGUACAAUCCUAUGAUUUAUUGCUGGAUGAAUUCAAAAUUUCGGCGAGGAUUUUCCGUAGUGUUUCGGUGGUGUCCAGGCGUUCACGUGGAACCCGAACAUGCGUUGAGCAGAUCGGAAGUAAUAACACGUUACAGUUGUACAGGAAGUCCAAUCGGUAAUACGAGGAUUUCAAGAAAUGGUACUGUGAGGAUUCCGAUGCACUUGCAAUCAGGAUCAAUGAGAUGUCGGAACAAUAACAACAAUGGAAACAACAGCAAUGGCAGCCAGCACCUCAACCAGUCAACACGGCAACUAAAUCCUUACUCUCAGGUCCAUGUUUCCUGACAUCAAGAAAGCGCGCUUACGCGCGCUAAUUCUUCAAUAAAUGUAUAAUAUAAAGAGCCUAAAAUAAUUAUUAUAGUUAUAAUUAAUA
Cotesia glomerata is the source of this 2080-nucleotide messenger RNA. RefSeq names its product tachykinin-like peptides receptor 99D (gene TkR99D). Gene Ontology annotation, molecular function: tachykinin receptor activity. Gene Ontology annotation, cellular component: plasma membrane. The record is from RefSeq and is a predicted model, not a curated record. The transcript is spliced from 8 exons. NCBI's taxonomy places the organism in Eukaryota, Metazoa, Arthropoda, Insecta, Hymenoptera, Braconidae. Gene Ontology annotation, biological process: G protein-coupled receptor signaling pathway. Bases 697 to 1992 code for a protein of 431 amino acids.